GUGCCUCCGCGCGGCGGCGCAGAUCCUUUCGCGAUUGGCUAGCACUGCUGCGCGUGGGAGAGACUCCUCAUCCGAUUGGCUGACGGGGCCGAGCCGAAUCGGCGCGCGCGGGCUCGGGCCGGCAGUCCGCCAUGAACUGCCUGACGGUGCCCGGUGUCCAUCCCGGCUCUCCCAGCCGGCCCCGCGGGCAGAUACAGGUGAUCUUCGGGCCCAUGUUCUCCGGGAAGAGCACGGAACUCAUGCGGCGAGUGCGACGGUUCCAGCUCGCCCAGUACCGGUGCCUGCUGGUGAAGUAUGCCAAGGACACGCGCUACAGCUCUUCAGGGGUCUCCACACACGACAAGAGCACCAUGGAGGCCCUGCCCGCCGGGCUCCUGCAGGACGUGUACCAGGAAGCGCUGGGUGCCGCCGUCAUCGGCAUCGAUGAGGGCCAGUUCUUCCCAGACAUUGUGGAGUUCUGCGAGACAAUGGCCAACACUGGGAAAACCGUCAUUGUUGCUGCUCUGGAUGGGACUUUCCAGAGAAAGGCCUUUGGGAGCAUCCUGAACCUGGUGCCACUGGCAGAGAGCGUGGUGAAGCUGAACGCGGUGUGCAUGGAGUGCUUCCGGGAGGCCUCCUACACCAAGAGGCUGGGAGCGGAGCGGGAGGUUGAAGUGAUCGGAGGAGCUGACAAGUACCACUCUGUGUGCCGAGCCUGCUACUUCCGCAUGCGACCCCAGCAGGCCGGGCCAGAGAACAAGGAGAACGUGCCCCUGGGGCUGAGGCAGCUGGAGACAGCUGUCCCUCGCAAGAUCCUCACUUGACUGCUGGGACAACAGAGGGCAAGGGAGCUCAGUGCUGUGGCUCACAGGCACCGGGCCUGCCUCUCUCUACUUUAACAAACUGUUCAGUGCCUCAGCCUUUCCUACCCAACCUCCCCGCACCAAGCGCCACAACUGAGGAUCCACCACGCCUGAUGCUGGUGGGAGCUGAAGCAAAAGCCUGGCUAGAGUGAGUUCCCAUCUCAGAACAAGGAGAGAGACCAGCACAGCUACUGGUGCUGCCACACACAGGCCCUGGGGCACUGCAUGUGGAGCCAGGCCGCAGCGCUGCCGCCGCUCGCCGUGGCUCUGGCCAGCUCUCCAGUGCUCUAAGCGUGCUCAGGCUGCCACUGCUGCUUCUGCUGCCUGUCCAUGCAGCCCUUCUCUCUUGUGCACUUGCAAAAUUCCUGGUUUCUCAAGAUAAUGUACAGCCAUUUGUGUUUUUAAUGCAAUUUUUAACUUCCUUCCUUAACAGUCUGAGGUAACUUGUCCCUUGUCACAGAGCUGUGGCACAGUUUUAAACUGACACACACGUCAGCCCAGCCCUGGGCAGGCCCCCAGCCUCUCUGCCAGCAUGCUCCCGGGUGUCAAUUAUUGAAACAGAAGGAGGCCUGGCAGCUGACUCUUCUGAGGCGUUGAACCUCAAAGGGCUGCCUGUGUUCUAGCAGGCUGUGGCAGACUCGUUUGGAGGAACUGGUCCCAGGGAGAGCCUCCUCCAAAUUCAGGGCAGUUUUUCUCAGGUUCAAGGCUGGUGCUGCCAUUUUGGUGCUAUGUCACCUGUGAGGGGUUUGGAGGCUCAGAGUUUCAUCUACCAAGAUUUAGACAAUUAUUCUAGGGAAGACCCAGCUGCCUGGUAAUGGGGCUCUCCUGAGGAGCUGCUUCUCCAGUCUAGUCAUGUCUCUUGCUUUCUUCUCAGCCUUCCAAAAUUCUCGAGGCUGACUCUUAGUCUGCUCUAAGCUGACUGAAGGAUCCUCUUUCCUCUUUGUUAGACUCAGAUUCUGGAAAGUUGUUGUUUCCUUAUUGCCUGCAAAAGUGUGUUUUUCUCCUGCAAGUGGUUUUUGCCCAGCAUCCACAGGUUCCGAGCUCCAGAACAGCUUUGUUCUGGCCAGGCCAGACCUCUGCAUCUGAGUCCAGGGUUGCUAUUUGCCUGUGCCCUGGAAGGCUCCAAGAGCUACCUGAACACCCCCUGCUGCCCCCAUGUUUCAGGUGAGAGUUAUUGUAUUCACAAGCACUUGACUACCAGGCCUGGGCUUUCCCCCUAGGGCUGGGGAAGGCUCUGCUGCUGCUUUAGGUUAAUAAAUAAUUUAAUGAACCUCUGUGUGUAUUUUUUACCAGAGCAUUCUGCUAAGUCUUCCUGGCAGUGACCAGUGAGACAGCAUGGGCUAGUUGCAGGGUGGGAGGGCUGUUCACAGGCCUGGUGUUGGAGCUCUGCUCAGACCAGGCAGCAUGAGGAGGGUGACCUAAAAAUAGCCACCAGCAUGAGUGUGCUGUUUGCAGCACAGCAGUUGGCAGGGCUGCACUCCCCCACCUGACACCCCAAGCCCUGGAGGGGCAGAAGGCAGGAGCCUUUUCUGCUUCCCCCGAACCAAAAGGCACAUGGUGGCUCACAUAAUGGCUUGGUGAAAAAGUUUAUUCCAACCCUACAGUGACAACUACUCGAAGGCUGGCCCCAGCAGUGAUGGCACACACGGCUGCUGGGAACAGCUUUACCACAGCACAGCAGCAAACACAACCUGAGACAAUGGCCCACAGGCUCCUGGUGUGGCAGGAGUGCAGGAGGGAGCUGUGGGCAGAGAGCAGGAGCUCAGCCUCACAGCCGCACUUGGGCAGGCACACAAGGGAAGGAAAGUGCUCCAGGAUGUCCUCAGCCACAGCCCUGCUGAGGGAUCUCAGUGCUCACUGCUCCCACAGACCCCAAAUGGCAUCAUCCAAGCAUCAGCAGCUCUAGUGCAGGCUGGAGGAAGGCACAGCAUGGCAUUAGAGAAGAGGGGGCUUUGGCAAUAGCUGGCCCAGAAGCAGCCGCUGGGGAAGGCAAGGGAAGGCUGUGCAGGCAGGAGCUGGGCCUGGCUGUGCUGCAGCAGCGAGACAGCAUGUGGGGAAUGCAGCCAGCAGGGCUGAAAGGCACCAGAGACAGGAUGCACCAGGGCAACAGUCACAGGGGCAGAGCCUGGCCAGGGUCAGGGGUGUGAGCUGCAGCCCACCACCAAGGCACCACAGCAAAACCAGAGGCUUGUACGUGCCAGGGCUGCCUGCACACCCAACCUGCAGCUGCACUGCUCACCCAGCAGCUGCAAAUCAUUGUGUGCCAAACCACCUACCAAAUCACACAAUGGGCUCUGGACCCUCCAGUCAGGAUCCAGCUCUGGGACCAGGCAGAAGCCCCUCCUGCACCCCAUGAAAAGGCCCA
Passer montanus (Eurasian tree sparrow) is the source of this 3207-nucleotide messenger RNA. RefSeq names its product thymidine kinase 1 (gene TK1). Gene Ontology annotation, molecular function: ATP binding; thymidine kinase activity. NCBI's taxonomy places the organism in Eukaryota, Metazoa, Chordata, Aves, Passeriformes, Passeridae. The record is from RefSeq and is a predicted model, not a curated record. The coding region runs from base 132 to 803 and encodes 223 amino acids. Gene Ontology annotation, biological process: thymidine metabolic process. The transcript has 7 exons.